Molecule: messenger RNA, 1333 nt
Organism: Ciona intestinalis (vase tunicate)
Lineage: Eukaryota; Metazoa; Chordata; Ascidiacea; Phlebobranchia; Cionidae
Product: parkin coregulated gene protein
Cellular component (GO): vesicle; neuron projection; cytosol
Molecular function (GO): Hsp70 protein binding; Hsp90 protein binding
Source: RefSeq, a predicted model, not a curated record
UUGCUAGUUUACGUGUUAUACAAUAAUUUUCAUUGAACAAUAUACUGCAGUUACGUUUAAAAAGUCGUUAAUCUUUAAUUUAGAUUAGUUUUCGUUUGUAAUUUACGCACGCGGUAGAGUUCUUUGCUUUGUACGAAGUUAUAACUUAUGUACUUGUUAAAAUCAAGGCAUAGGGUACAUAUUUUGUUAUAGUAGAUUAAUUAUCGCGUUGUUUAUAAAAUAGUCAGGAUGUCUGCUGCUGCUUGUCAAAGUUUACAAGCUCAAGGUUUUACUUUAAAAGCUUACAUGAAGAAUUCUAAGGUUGUUGGCCCCCCUUCAGCAGGAGCAUUUGCUGAACGACCGGCUAAACCGACAGCUUUUCGUAAAUUUUAUGAAAGAGGUGAUUUUCCAAUUGCUUUAGAGCAUGAUACAAAGGGGAACAGAAUUGCAUGGAAGGUUGAGAUAGAGAAACUUGACUACCACCACUACCUGCCUUUGUUUUUCGAUGGUUUGUGUGAAACAGUUCAUCCGUACGAAUUCUUUGCACGACAAGGUGUUCAUGACAUGCUCGAGCACGGAGGGUCAAAGAUUCUGCCAGUUAUUCCCCAACUUAUUAUUCCUAUCAAGAAUGCCCUGAACACCAGGAAACGUCCAGUAAUUUGCACGACUCUCAAAGUUCUUCAACAUCUUGUUGUGUCCGGAGAGAUGGUAGGAGAAGCAUUAGUGCCUUACUACCGACAGAUCUUACCAAUUCUCAAUAUCUUCAAGAACAGUAAUCGUAACUCUGGCGAUGGUAUUGACUAUAGCCAACAAAAGAGGGAAAACAUUGGUGACUUGAUCCAGGAAACAUUGGAAGCAUUUGAACGUCAUGGUGGAGAAGAUGCUUUCAUUAACAUCAAGUAUAUGGUUCCCACCUAUGAGUCUUGUAUGCUUAACUAACUUGUGUUCUACUCAGUAUUGCGUCCCCUAUAUUUCCUGUGUUGUAAAAACCUCUGUGAUUUUCACUCGCUAUUCGUACUUUUAUCUAUUUUUUUUUAAAAAAAAAACACUUUACUAAUAAAAUUUUUCUUAUAUAGUCAUCUGUACUGUUUAAGUAAUUUACAUAAUACUUUUAAAUCUCCUGAUGCUUCACUUGGAAAUGGGAAUACCCAUGGACACUUAUUCUAGUGAGCAUAUUAAUUCCUAAUUUAUGUUUAGUUGAUAUCCUUUAUUUCAAGUGUAUUUAGCACCUAAGACGUUGCUGUUGGGUUGUAAUUCUUAUAUUAAUACAAGUGUUCAUGUAAUACUGUAGCAUUGAUGUUUAAAUGGAUGUUCUGCGCUUUGCCGUUAAAAAAAUGUGAACACUUUCGCAGGA